Messenger RNA from Tilletiopsis washingtonensis, 4210 nucleotides. RefSeq lists its product as hypothetical. The coding region runs from base 26 to 3970 and encodes 1314 amino acids. NCBI's taxonomy places the organism in Eukaryota, Fungi, Basidiomycota, Exobasidiomycetes, Entylomatales. The transcript has a single exon. The record is from RefSeq and is a predicted model, not a curated record.
CACUCGCGUGCGCGGCCGGCUCGCCAUGCCGCUUGCCGCACAGCGCCAGCGCCAGGCGCCCAGCGCCACGGCGGGCCCGUCUUCGCGCGCACCGAAGAGCACCGCCGGCGCGGCGCCGUCGUCGUAUGAGGACGACGAUGACGCCUCGUCAUCCGACGACUCGGGCGACGAGGCCGCCGCGCUCGAGAUGGACGGGCAGGAGCUGUGGGCGCAGAACUACUGCGCCACCUGCGACUGCCUCAUCCCUCCCGGCGCCGGCGUCAGCGCCUCGCCCGCUUCGCCGCAGCCCGCCGAUGCGCAGCCAGAGGCAGGGCCGAGCCGUCUCAGCGACGCGUCCGGCCUCAAGAGCCGCACCGGCACCAUCAAGGCACGCCCGCCAUCAGCAGACGGCAAGGCCGCCGCAAACAGCGGUGGUGGAGCACUGAAGCGCACCCACUCGACCGGGCGCCUGCACGCCGUCGGCGGCACGGGCGCCGGUAUGGGCCAGCACAAGCGCACCGGCAGCGCUGCCGGGCGCCUCAACGCGCUGAGCGACCUCAAGCCCACCACCAAGCUGCACGACGACGCGCCGGCGCCUAAGGGCAAGGGCAGCGACAGCACACGCAGCCCGGCGCUCUCGCGGCGCAGCUCGCUCGUCAGCACGCGCUCGGGCGGCAGUGGCGGCGCACAUGGCGGCGCCAGCGGGCCUUCUUCGCCGUCCGCUUCGACGUCGGCGCUGCCGCGGACCAAGAAGAGCGGCCUGCUCGGCGGUCUCACGCCCGCGGCACUGCGCCAGGAGGAGGAGGAAGCGCGCAGCGCCAAGGUCGCGCCGGCGCUCUACUGCUCGGAGCGCUGCCGUCUCAUCGACCAGCAGCGCUCGGCCGGUCUCGGUGAGCUCGCAAACUACCUCUCGCAGCCAACAGCGCCGCCUGUCGCCUGGGCCAACUCCGGCUGGGGCUCGGCGGCCAUGACGCCCGGCGGCACCACGGCGUGGCCGCGGCGCGUGCCGAGCAUGACGAGCAUGCCAGCGGCGAUUGCCGGCUACGCAGGCGUCGUGCGCACGCCCGAGAGCGAGUGCAUGUGCCCCGAGUGCCUGGACCGCAGCAGCAGCGCCAGCGGCACCAUGCCGAGCGGCGCCAGCGACACGACGGAGAGCUCCGCAUCGCUCGGCUACGCCUACGCCGCUGGGCGCCAGAAGCAGCGCACGACGAGCGGCCGCAUCGUCACGCCGCAUGGCCUGGUGCCGCACCACAGCGACGGCUACUUCCCCGUCGUGCCGCCAGCCGGCACCCGCCGCGCGUCGAACCGCGACAGCCCGCGCACUCGCACCACCUCGCUGCGCCCGGCACUCAAUGCCACCUCGACCGAUGGCAGCACGCAGAGCAGCGAGAGCAAUCGCAGCACCUCGGAGCCCGGCGCCGCAUCCGAGACGCUCGACCGCAGCGCCUCGAUCCGCACCCGCUCCUCGACGAUGUCGGAGGACACGCGCGGCAUCCUCACCACCGGCACCGUCACGCCUGCCGCGACGGUCCGCGGCUCGAGCUCCUCGAACUCGCCGCGUGCCGAGGCGAUGCGCCGCAACGGCAGCGAAUCGCGCUCGGCCUCGUACGCCUCGAGCCGGCCCUUCGGCAGCACGAUGAGCGUCAGCGCGUCGACAGCCGCCAGCCCGCUACGCCUGCUGCGCCGCGGCGACCAUCACGCCGAGGCCAUGACGAACGUCUCUGCGGAGCAGGCGCACAGCCCGCAUGGCGGCCCGCACGGCAUGCUCUCCAGCAGUCUCGCGAGCAACAGCGGCUUCACCGAACUGGCGUCUAGCGCCACGACGAUGGGCACUGCGCUCGACGGCAGCUCGCUGCACCACCGCCGCGCCAAGCACAACCGCGCGCUGCCCGACUUCGGCAGCGAGCGCAACAGCAGUGCCAUCACGGUCAAGGAGACGGCUCGCCGUGAUAGCGAGGCGCCUCUGGACUCGGUCGCACAUCUCGAGCGCCUCAGCAGCAGCUACAACCCGGGUGCUUCGGCGGUCGGCAGCCUCAAGCAGGCUGCGGCCGGCAAGCGGCAAUCGAUCGCCGGUCCGCCGAGCAGACUCGACUCGGAGCGGCCCGAGCAUCACCGCGGCGGCAGCGACGGCAGCCAGCAGCGUCCGGCGUGGAACGCCAGCGCGCCGCGCCGCAUCUCCUUCGCUGGCAGCAACGGCUCCGGUAACUCGAGCAGCGGCUGGCUGCGCUCGCUGACGUCGGCCUGGGCGACCAUCCGCGGCGUCUCGAGCGACGCUGUGGCCGACGAUGCCGGCAUCGACACUCGCGACGACACGAGCUCGCUGCGUGGUGCCGACAAGGGCUUUACGAGCCGGCAGCGUGGCGAGGCCGUGGCGCGCGACACGCGUCCGCCAUCCUCCGCCUCGUCGCGCCGCGGUAGUGCCGGCAGCAGCGCCCGCGGCGGACUUCUCUCGCCCGCCGUCGGCAGCCUCACAGCCCUCUCCACGCUCGACGCCCAGUCGCGCGGCGAGGAGCCGACGCCGACGCAGAGCCUCGUCACGCGCCCGAACAGCCUGCGCGGCAUGAUCCCGGCGUACGCUCGCGGGGACAGCGGCGAGAUCGUGCACGGCGACGAGAGCGACACCAACGCCGUCGCCGGCGCCUCGUCGCCGCAGUUCAAGCGUUCCGGCAGCCGCGCAGCAGCGCAGUCUCGCUCGCCCAAGGGCGUGCGCAACCGCUCCUCCGAUGAGCCGGAGCGUCGCCGCCGGCGCUCCGACCGCGAGCGUGAGCGUGCCAUCCGCCACCAGCGCAGCAAGGACGUCACGGUGCUGCCGCCGCUGCUCGGCCCGAGCGACCGCAGCUUCAGCAGCACGAAUCUCGCCAACGGCCGGCCGCGCUCGACACGCACACAGUCGACGGCCAGCAGCGGCUAUGGGCGCUCGCGCGCGGGCAGCAAUGGACAGGCGUCGCAGCUGCAGGUGGGCAGCGCCGGCUCGGCUCACAGCUUCUCGCGCCCAACGACGAGGAGUCCCGGCGGCGACGCGCACAGCUACAGCAACCCGCCGAGCGCCGGCACAAGCCCGCGCCGCGCCGGCCUGGGCUGGGGCGCCAUGACGACGAUCACCUCGCCCGUCGAGGCCGCCGCACCACCGCCGCACGGCCUGCAGCACGGAUACAGCUCAAGCAUCGCGCUGGGCCACGCUGCGGCGCUCUCGGCCCGCGGCGUGCACCACCCGGCCAACCUGCACCAUGGCGCGCAUCACGCGCAGUUCGCGCCCUCGGGCGCCACGCACCAGCACCGCCCGCACGCUGUGCGAGCCGUGCACCACCACCGCGGCGGCGGUGCGUUGCAAGUGGGCCACAUUGGCCUGCUCGGCGCGCACCCGCACGGCCACGCACCCGUCUAUGGCCGGCACGCGACGACGCCGGCACGCAGCUCGACGCCUCGCGUGCCCGAGGAUGGCGGCGAAAUGAGCGGCGCAGCGCUGCGCGGCGCCGACGAGGCUGGCAGCACGCAUGAGGUGCCGCCGAGCCGGCCGCGCAGUGCCAUGUCACAGCACCGUGCUAGCACCGCCAUGGGCGUGCAGCGCCCCCGCAGCGUCGUGGCGAUGCGCGCCCUCGGCGGCGGCAUGCAGCCGCUGGCCUCGACCAACACUCUUGCCAGCAGUGGCCUUGCGCCGCUCUCGCCUGGCAUGCCGCCCGUCACGAUCAACCCCGAGGUGGGCGCCCCGCCGCUGGGCGCCGGCGCACGCACGUGGAGCUACGAGGCGCUGCCGGGCGUCAAGACGUACCCCGUGCUGCAGCUGCCCGACCGCGAGACGCACGACCGCUACGACGACGGCUGGGGCCUCGGCGACGGCGGCCUCGAGGAGAUGAUGACGGGGCGCAAGCUGCCGCGCCCGGCGCCGCCGCCGUCGAGCACGGGCGCCGUCGCCGGCCAUGCUCCCGAGGGCAGCAGCGGCACGCUGCCGCGCAUGCCGAAGCGCAAGACGCUCUUCUACUUUGACGCCUGAUCAGACACACUCAAAACGACACGAACCGGAUCCUUCUCUCGCGUGCCCUCACUCAUACGACUCCAUGACGACGCGGCCAUACACACGACCUUGCCUCAUCUAGCCUCCCGCAACCUUGACGUCCCCCACAUGUCUGCGCCCGUCCCUCUCACUUGCAUCGAACACGGACUUCUCAGACUGCCUGCGCACGCCUCAUACAGCGCCUCGUUGCGCUCCAAUACCAUACUGCUGCGCUCUCAA